ACUUAGGGAUGCUGGGCUGGGGCUGAUGGUGCCUGGGUCAGGCCCCACACAGGAAGGGUGACCAUGAGGCAGAACCGCAGUGGGGUGGAUGCUGGGGACAGUCCCUGGGGCUGGACAGCUCCGGUCCCAGGGGGUUUUGUGCUGCCCUCGUGCCCCAGCACCCACCCACAGGGUUUCGGGUCUGGUCACCACUUCCUUCCUUCCUUCCUUCCCUGGAAAGCUGACGGGGACUUUGGGCUCCACCAAGCACUGAUUCACGUCCCCCUCACCCCGAUUCCUGAAAGUCCGACCCGCUGAGAUGUCAGCUCCGCUCCGGGCUCACCCCCAUGGGCACAAUGCAACAAACCCCCUCCAUGGGCACCGGCUCCAGGAGGGCCAUGGUUUCCAGUGGCUCUGGGGAGGGCACGUGUAGAGUUGGGGGUGUCCUCCCUAUAAACAGGCUCCACUACCAGGGUCCUUUCACACAGCCUGAAGGCAGGACAGGUAGUGCCAGGUCUAAGAGGGGAAGUCACCAUUAGGUUUCAGAGUGAACACCAGCCUCUUGCCAGGCCCUGGGUGAUGCUCACAGAUUGACUACAGCCACCAAUGGGGGGGGGAUCCUUUCCCCAGCUGGAGGUGGGAGCAGCUCCCAGAGCCUGGUGCUGGCUCUGGGGCCCAUCCCAGUGGUCCCUGUCCCCCUCCCCAUGGCCUGCAGGAGGGCAGUGAUGGGACCCAGGCUGGGUGCAGAGCUCAGCGCUGCGCUGGCGUCACCCUGCCCGGAUCCCUGCAUCCCACACCCUGGCCCGUGCCGGGCAGGAGCCGUUCCAGCUGGCACCGACCCAGCAAAUCAUCCUGGAAGCACUUGCGGGAAGCAGCAUGAGCCAAAUCCCCCUGGUCAGCGCCGUGGGGACACAAUGGGGUGGGAGCAGCCGGCCCCGUGCCGGGCUGCCCUGGCCAAUGCUUCCCCGAAGGCGCUGAUCGGGACGGCCCCAGCCGGGGAGGAGGGGGUCAGGCCCCUUGUGCUCAUGUAUGGGGAUGCUGAGCACAGCCCAGCCCUGCAGCACCCAACGAGGCAGGAUCCAGCCCUGCGGCCCUGGGCGAGUGCCUGGCUGGGAUCUCACCUUGACCACCUCCAACUGCUCCCACCACCGGGAAGCUCACACCGUUGUUGCCCGCCCCGAUGCCGCGGUGAGGGGCUCGGGCAGGGGAGGUGCCCACAUGGGCUGGGAAGGGCGCUGAUCCCAAGGGAAUGCCGGCUGUGAAAAGCCACCGUCCCCUUGCCCGGUCACCGGGGAGUGACCCUGCAGUGCUGGGCCCUGGGCGGCGAGGCGAGAGCCGGGUUAAUGUGUCACCGAGCCGCCGGCCCCGCACCGGGCACCCACCGCGGUGCCAGGGCUCCACCGGGCGCCGGCUGCCGCUGCGCUGAGGGGCACCCGCUGCCCACCGGGAAAGCCCCAGGCCAGGAGGGGUGGGCAGCGGCGAGCACCCGCGCCCGGAUUUGCAUGUUGGUGAUUAAGGCAAUGAAGCAACCGGAGCUGUUGCCACAUCGGUGUGAAUCCCCGCGGCCGCUAUAAAUGCCCUGAUCAAUGCCGGGGCAGCAGCUGCAUCGGCCGGGCCACCCUCACGCGCAGGAGGAGACACCGAGCUGGGCACCAUGUGCGCUGUCACCCGCGUGCUGGCACUGCUGCUGUGGGCGCCGUGGCCGGCGCUGCUCGGGGCGCCGCUGGCCGAGCUCUCGGGGGACCAGAGAUUCCUCAUCUUCCUCAGCAACAACCUGGAAUUCACCCGCAAGAUCAAGGGGGACGUGGCCGCGCUGCAGCACGCGGUGUGCGACACCUUCCAGCUGUGCAAGGAGGAAGAACUGCUGCUGCUGCGGCAGGACCUGAGCAUGGCGCAGGUGCCCAUGGAGCGGUGCCACGGCCGCGGCUUCCAGGCGGAAGCCUGCUUCAGCCAGAUCCGAGAGGGACUCCGCACCUACCAAAGCUCCCUCGAUGCUGUCCUGGAGCUGCUGCCCGGGCACGCUGCGCUGGUGGAGAGCGUGCAGCUGGAUGCUGCCAACCUGUCCUCCAACAUCCAGCAUCAGUUACAGAUGGAAGACCUGGGCCUGGCCACGGUGACGUACCCCACGGAGGCCCGGGGUCCCCUGCCCGCCUUCUCCUCCCAUUUCCACCACCAGGUCGGCAGCUUCUUCAUCCUGGCCGACUUCCAGCGGUUCCUGGAGGCCACGUACCGGGCGCUGCGGCACCUCGCACACCUCUGACCCCGGCCCCACACCGCCUCUCCCCAUUUAUUUAUGUCCCAGCCCUGGCGCCCUGCCCGGGAGCUCCCGGCUUUCCCACCUAUUUAAUAUUUAUGGCUAUUUAAGCUCUCUCCGGACGGGAAUGCUGCUCGGCACCGGCCCCACCGCACACGGACCCGUGCGCAGCAUCGCCCUUGUUUAAUAUUUAAACAAAAGUGUAUCUCUGCUACGAGUUGCUGGGCUGAGCCCCCAUGGGCUACCCCAAGGGCUCAGCGCGCUGCAUCCCACAGGAAAACCGCCUUCAUCCAUGGAUGAAGCAGCUUUGGAGCAGCAUUUCCCUGCCUGGGCUGCAGGGACAGACCUGACCGGUGUCACUUCUCGUUGGCAUAGUGACACUGAUAUUUAGUAGUCAUU
This is a messenger RNA of Pezoporus flaviventris, 2632 nucleotides long. It is a transcript of the gene CSF3, whose product is annotated as colony stimulating factor 3. Lineage: Eukaryota; Metazoa; Chordata; Aves; Psittaciformes; Psittacidae. Gene Ontology annotation, biological process: immune response; positive regulation of cell population proliferation; positive regulation of myeloid cell differentiation. The record is from RefSeq and is a predicted model, not a curated record. Gene Ontology annotation, cellular component: extracellular region. The coding region runs from base 1634 to 2239 and encodes 201 amino acids. The transcript is spliced from 5 exons. Gene Ontology annotation, molecular function: growth factor activity; cytokine activity.